Molecule: messenger RNA, 1812 nt
Organism: Zingiber officinale
Lineage: Eukaryota; Viridiplantae; Streptophyta; Magnoliopsida; Zingiberales; Zingiberaceae
Exons: 7
Coding region: 35-1516 (493 amino acids)
Source: RefSeq, a predicted model, not a curated record
UCCGUUAUUUGAUGUUUGAAUUCACGCUUGGUCGAUGCUUCCGCCGUCUCUUUCCCAUUCCUCUUCCCGGCGCUCCUCAGCCAUGGUCAAGCACGGAAACAGCAGACAUAAGAAGCCGGAUAAUCUCGGCAAGGGGAAGGUCACUCCUGUCCAGAUCGCCUUCAUCGUUGACCGCUACCUCGCCGCUAACCGCUUCGACGCCACCCUCGCCGCCUUCCGCUCCGAGGCCUCCGACCUCUUCGCCAGAACCAAGGCAAAAGAGGUGCCCAAGGGACUGCUAGGGCUAGGCGAGAUUCUGGACGAGUAUAUCAGCCUCAAGGAGCAGCGAUUGGUUAUGGAUCAGGAACAGCGGAGGGUCGAGAUGGCGCUGCAGGGGAUGCAGGAGGUUCUGCGGGCAUAUCAUGCCGCUGGGGCGGCGUCUCUUCCUCCAUCGAUUCAUCUUCCUACCCAGCUCAUGGCAGCCCCUGUGACGCCUAUCCUUCCCACAUUGCACCCCAGCACUUCUGGAUCUUCUACAGGUAAUGCGAUUAAUGAAACACCUGCUAUGAAAUACACACAACCAUUCACUGGGCUUGCUCAGAAAUCAAAUUCAAUGCCCAAUUCUUCCAAUGUGAACAAGAGAAAGGCAAUGAAGUCUUUGCCAAAUCAUCCUUCAGAACCAAAGAAAUCGCGGAUCAAUUCAUCUAAUUUUCCAUCUACUGUUGGAGAUGCUGCAUUGGUCUCCAAAGGUGCUUUCAUUCCAGAAACUCAAGAACAAAUAGGGAUAUCCACUCCCAAUGCUGUAUCUACUGAUUUGGCGACAGCUUUUAUUCCAACACAAUUGUUGUCUGUGGUAAAGAGUUCUUGUAAGCAAUCACCUGACUGCCAGACCAAUUCUUCCCCCAGAACACCUCCACAAGCAUUCCAGUCUCCAGUUGAAAGUUCUGGUUCUCCUUUGGAAAAUGCUUCUAUGCAAACCAGUGAUUGUGCCAUGCAUAAGCCAACUGCACCAUCCAAUUGCUCUAUAUUAGCAUCCAAAUCUAUCAUAGUCAGCCCCCUCAAGAACACUGAGUAUUAUGCAGUUGAGAGGAGCUACCACAUUACUUCACCUUAUAAACUCAAUCCAAAAAGCAAGAGAGGACAUAUAAAGGGGAAAUUGGAUUUUGAUAAUCCCUUUUUCACCACAGGUGUUCAUGAACCAGUUGCAGAUACUUCUAAAUCUUCAAGUGAUAAUGAACCCACUGAAAAUUUAGACAUUGAUCUUCCAGACUUGGACAUCUUCAAUGUUGAUUUCUCUUUUUCUGAAUUUUUAGCUGAAAUUGAUCUGGACUGUGAAGUUGAUCCUUCAUUACAGUCACACUCUUCACAUGUUUCUUCAAUUCCAAGCUCACUCCCAUCUGUUUCUGACAAGGAAAUGGACACUCAAGGCCAAGAUUAUGUUGCCUCUGUAAAAGCUGUAACAAAGUUUGUCAAAAUUCUAUGCCCAGUUAAACCCAACAGUUCUAAGAAGCAAACAUAUUCACCUGGAAAAGAAUAGAUGGUUGCCGGUCACAACUAAUUUGCUUGCUUGAUGUAGAUGGAACUAAGGAUGCUUCUACUGUGUAACAAAUUCUUUUCAGUUCUGCCACUCUCUAAGCUACUUGGCAGCAUGUAUGUACUUACAUAAUUGGUUCACUCUUCCUCUCCUAGGGUAACAGGGGUUUAAUGUUUUUAUUCUGUAUUAACCUUCCUACUCCAUGGAGGAGCCAUAGAUUGAAUCAGAGUGCUCCUAUACUAGCUAACUUUGUUCGAAUUCCAUGAUGUGUCACCUUAAUCUAGUCUAAACUAUCCUUU